AACACAAAUACCUGCUGUAAAGUUACAGUGGGGCAGUACGGACGACACUGCAGCAGCAUUAAGCUCGAACAUAUGGGUAAAUAUUGCUGCUUCUUUUGCAGACAGUGACACAGUGGUAGUUAAAGCUAUCAGAAGCCAUUCUUUCUCUUCUUUAAGAGCCUAAUUAUAUCAACAUGCGAAUCAGCAAUUUAAGAGAGAAAAACCGUCCUUGCCAUUCUUUAAGAGCCUCAUAAAUAUCAAGCAUCUAAAUUUGUAAUCAUGAUUCGAUUAUCCUUGCUAUGACUAGCUGCAGAGCUUGUGGUUCUCGCUAUAGUGGAAGGUCACAUGACUAUCUGUGCAAACUUGUCUUUCUAUGCAGCACAAAACUGUAUUUUAUUGUUACUAAUUCCAAUUAGGAGGAGGAUUAGUUACAAAUUAGGUCCAAAUAUAUCUUUCUAUGCAAUGAAAUAUUGUACUCAGUAAGAAGGGGUGAUAACCAGCUAACCCAUCUUCUGUGAAGAAGAAAUUAGGAUUUGUAUCUUGAUUGAUAUAUAUAAUAGAAGAGUAGUUUCUUCUCAAGUCCGGUAUUAUUUAAUCCUCUGUCCAGUAAGGACAACCCACAAGUUAAAACAUGGCAGCAAGUACUGACAAUCGCUUCUAAUGAUAGCAUCUGUCUUAUUUUUCUUUAAAAAUUGUAGAUUUUUCUACUUGUGGUGUUUGUGAAGCCUGUAGGCUGAAAAGGGCUGGAACGUGAUGUCCAUAUUGAAGCAUUUUUAGGUGCCAUGAUUGAGUUAUAGCAUGUAUUUGAAGCAUGGCAUUACAAGAUUAUAGGAAAACGCUGGUAACAGUUCUUGUUCUGUUUUUACUUCCACACUCACAGCAAUUGCAAUCCUCACAAGCCAUAAUUCUACUAAGAAUUCAGAAGCUUCUUGAGUUUCCUAAGGCUUUGGACAGCCUUACUAAUGCCACCGACUUUUGCAGCCUUCAGCCCUCUGCAUCCUUAACCAUUGUGUGCAGUGGUGACACCAUAACUCAACUGUCUAUCGUUGGUGACAAGCCCUCUCUAGCUUCCUAUAAAAACAGUGGUACAUUUGCAGUUUCCAAGCAGACUUUAUCUCAGGCCUUUUCAGCAGAUUCAUUUUUCACUACAUUCACUAAGCUCUAUAGUUUAAAAUCCGUGUCCCUGGUAUCAUUGGGCAUAUGGGGUCCUCUAUCAAGCAAGCUGGAUCGCUUGUCCUCUCUAGAAAUGCUAAAUUUAACCUCAAAUUUCUUACAUGGAACCAUUCCAUACCAGCUCGGUCAGCUUAGAAAUAUGAAGACACUCGUACUGGACAAUAACAUGUUGAAUGGGAGUGUCCCAGAUUGGUUCAGCGCCCUUCCAAGCUUAGAGUUGUUGAGCUUGAAAAAUAACAACCUAAGUGGAUAUGUGCCAGAUUCUAUCAGCAGCAUACAGGAACUCAGAGUUUUAUCUCUACCAGGUAAUCAUCUGUAUGGGAACUUGCCUGAUUUCAGCACCAUGACAGGUCUGCAAGUUUUAGAUGUGGGAGACAAUGCACUUGGACCGGACUUCCCAACGCUUGGAAAAGGAUUGAUUUCGCUCUCCCUGAGGAAAAAUAGGUUCAGGUGUCACAUACCUUUGUAUGUAAGGACACUAAAUCAACUGGAAUACUUUGAUCUAUCUUUCAAUGCUCUAACUGGCUCACCUCCUUCCUUCCUAUUUUCUCUGCCAGCCAUUGCCGUCAUAAAUUUAGCAGGCAAUUCAUUAAGGGGGACUAUUCCUCACAACUUGUCUUGCAGUCAUACUCUCCGGUUUGUGGACCUUUCUGCAAAUCUUUUGACAGGACGGUUACCUUCAUGUCUAUUGACUAUUUCUGACGAAAAAACUGUCAACAUUGAAGGAAAUUGUUUAGUUACCAAUAUGCAGCCUCAACACAGUUAUUCUCAUUGUCAAGCCGCUCAUUUGUCCAAGGAAGUUCACAAAAGCCAGAAACAAAGAAACGUGAUUGUUUUUGUGGUGAUAGCUGCUGGCGGUGUUGCAGCUUUGUUGCUGCUGGUUUUGCUAGUUUGUGUGUUGAUUAGAUGGGUAAGGUACAAGAAAAGAUUUAGGAAGCUUCCAGGAAAGCUUGUUCCGGAGACUGCUUCAACAGGGAUAUCCUCAGAACUGUUAGUCAAUGCAAGGUAUAUAUCUCAGGGGAUAAAGCUGGGUCCACAUGGUCUUCCCCAGUACCGAUCUUUUGCUUUAGAGGAGUUAGAAGAAGCGACAAACAACUUUGAUGAGGCAUCACUGAUUGGUGAAGGCUUCUAUGGAAAGCUAUACAAGGGCAGAAUGGAGGAUGGAAAUUGGGUUGCCAUAAGGUGCUUGAAACUAGAGUGGAAACCAAGUGUGCAAAAUUUGAAGCUCCACAUGGAGCUCUUCGCAAAACUUAGACACCAGAAUUUGGUCAGCCUUCUUGGGCACUGCAUAGAUAGUGAAGUUGAUGGUUCAAACAUGAAAAAUGUGUUUCUCGUUUUUGAAUUUGUAUCUAAUGGAACUCUGCAAAGUCAUCUUUCAGGCAAUAUGCAAGAGGAGUGUUUAACCUGGCCACAAAGGCUGACAGCCAUAAGUGGUGUGGCAAGAGCCAUCCAUUUCUUGCACAUCGGGGUAGUACCUGGAGUUUUUAUUAAUAAUUUGAAAAUCACAAAUGUUUUGUUAGACCAGAAUCAUAUUGCAAAAUUGAGUGAUUAUGGAUUGCCAGGACUUACAAUCGAUGUCCUUGAAUUUGAGGCAAAAGUAGAAGGUCAUAAGUUCACACAAAAGGAGCCCACCUUUAUGAGCAGGAGGAAAAUGAUAGACAAAACAGAUAUUUAUAACUUUGGUCUCAUUUUACUGGAGACAAUUGCUGGAAGAUUUCCAACCAAGCAAAGUCAAGAAGUUUACAAAGUUCACGAGAUGGUGAACUUAAUGAGCAACCAGGACACAAGAAGCAACAUUGUUGAUCCUGCUAUUGUAAACACCUGUGUUGAGGAGUCACUGCAAAUUGUGGUAGACAUCGCUGCGAAAUGUCUUUCUCAAGAACCAGCUUCUCGUCCUUCCAUGGAAGAUGUCAUUUGGAACUUACAGUAUGCAGCUCAAGUGCAAGACACAACUGCAAGUGACUUGCAACCUGACGAGAAUACAUGACAUUUAUCUGGUCAGGUAACAGGUUGGUCCCACAUUUAAGCGUUGAGGUUUUAAUAAUCCUCAAUGUGGUGAGUAGAACCAAAUUUCAUGCUUUUGCUUACAUGCUAUGUCAACAAUAUCCAGCCUACGGAAUAGACAAACUGUAGGUAAUUGUAUGUUGUUUUUGGAGCUGACAAAAAAGAUAAUAUACUCCUCUGUUGAUUCAUAAUGAAUAACAAUAUGUAGCUAAUGGCUUGCAAGUGGUGCCUUCUUGUUGGACACAGCAGCAUGAUCUUGGUCUUUUGAAGGCAUGGCUUGCAGGUCUUUUCUCUUGUCCAUGUAUUUUUUGGAGUCAUCAUAAAAUCUUUGAUUUUUUCUGAAAAUGUAAGGCCCGAGAAGGGCCCAAGAAAGCCUAGUCUAAUGUAGCCAAAAACACAUGCAGCCUCCAUUUUCUGAUGCUUUGGUUUGUCAUUUGGCUAAUGGAUGGUAUACAAAAUUGCGACCUGAGUUCUUUGGUUUAAAUAUGUAUGUCUGAGUGGAACUUAUCAUCAUCUUCACAUUUAGUAUUAUUACUGUAUUGGUUCUCA
Molecule: messenger RNA, 3705 nt
Organism: Cryptomeria japonica (Japanese cedar)
Lineage: Eukaryota; Viridiplantae; Streptophyta; Pinopsida; Cupressales; Cupressaceae
Product: probable inactive leucine-rich repeat receptor-like protein kinase At3g03770
Exons: 7
Coding region: 791-3139 (782 amino acids)
Biological process (GO): protein phosphorylation
Molecular function (GO): protein kinase activity; protein binding; ATP binding
Source: RefSeq, a predicted model, not a curated record